GUGGCUCGCUUUCGUUAAUAACAUUGCCCGAUCCGGCAAUCCGGGUUCCUUCUGAACAAUCCCAUUAAAAAAACAAACAAAAAGGCUCUGUUUCGGCUGUUAGUUUGAUCCUGUCCGGACGGCAAUCUCCAUUUCUUUUCGGACUUCCGGAAUCAGAAUACCAACUAUAUAUAAAUCCUCCAUUUCCACGAAUCAUAAUACACAAAAUCUCUUUCCCCAUCUUCUACUCGCUUCUCUUCCUCUGUACCCGGGUUUCCCUCUCUGUUUUUGGCUUCCCGACUGCUCCUCGCCGUCACCAAUCACCGCCGCCAUGGGACCUCUCUCCGCCGACCAGCUCAGCUUGUUCGCUUCGCAAGGUUACCUCGUAGUCGAAUCGUUCGCGAGCUCGGCCGAGAUUGACGGCAUGAGGAAGCGAAUGGACCAGUUGCUUCACGACUUCGACGGCUCCUCUGCCAUGAAUCAGGAUGUGUUUGUCCAGCAAAAGGAAAUGAACGAGUUCAUGUACGAGAGCGCCGAGAAGAUCUCUUUCUUCUUUGAAGAGAAAGCGUUUGAUGAGGAAGGGAACUUAAAGCAGCCAAAGGAAGUGUCCAUGAGUAAAGUUGGCCAUGCCUUGCAUGAGCUCGACCCUGUAUUCAAAGACUACUCCCGUUCUGAGAAAAUCACAAGUGUGUUACAAUCCUUGGGUUACAAGAGGCCAGUCAUCAUUCAGUCCGUAUAUAUUUUUAAGCAAUCGGGCUUUGGAAACGAUGUGGCGCCUCACCAGGAUAACUCGACUCUGUACACCGAACCGAAAACCACUUGCACUGGUCUGUGGCUGGCGCUGGAAGACGCUACGACUGCUAAUGGGUGCAUGUGGGCGAUUCCUGGAUCUCAUCGAAAUGGGCUGGUGAGAAGGCUGAUUCGAGGGGAGCAAGGUCUCCAGUUCGAUCAGCCGUCGCCUUCUUAUGAGCAGUCGGAUUUCGUGGCUAUUGAAGCGAAAGCCGGGUCUUUGGUCUUGAUUCAUGGGGAUCUCGUACAUCGAAGUUUCGAGAACCAGUCUCCGAACUCGAGACAUGCUUUCAGCGCGCAUGUUGUGGACACUGUUGGUUGCAAAUGGUCGCCUGACAAUUGGAUUAGAAGGAAGGUGGAUCCAGAGCCUCUCUACUCAUCUUGAUCUGCCAAGUUUUCAGUUGAAAUUGGAAAGAGGGUACGGGCAGAAGAAAUAAAGACCAUCGCUGCUGCCGAAUAUCCCUGGAAACACUUUGUGAGAUUGGAGGAACGAACGAAUGAAUGGUGGUUAUCAUAUCACAUAGUGGUCACUCUCAUGUUUCUAUUUUGUAAUCCUUAUAAACCUUCUCUAAUUAUUCAAUAAAUGUUGUUGUACGUGUCUGUUCAACCAAAGAGGUCUCCACC
Linum tenue is the source of this 1392-nucleotide messenger RNA. Lineage: Eukaryota; Viridiplantae; Streptophyta; Magnoliopsida; Malpighiales; Linaceae. The record is from the annotation of a GenBank genome assembly.